Blepharisma stoltei is the source of this 1420-nucleotide messenger RNA. The record is from the annotation of a GenBank genome assembly. NCBI's taxonomy places the organism in Eukaryota, Ciliophora, Heterotrichea, Heterotrichida, Blepharismidae.
AUGGUGGACUAUCUUAGAGCAAUUGUUUCAGGCAAAAAGAAAAGACUUAAAGAGGACGGAUUUAAUUUGGAUUUAAGUUAUAUAACGCCCAGAGUAAUUGCAAUGUCAAUCCCAGGGGAAGGUUUGUCCAAAAUUUAUAGAAAUUCGCUUGAUUCAGUCUCUAAAUUUCUAAACGACAGACAUAAUGGGAAAUAUCGCAUUCUCAAUCUAAGCGGCAUCCAAUACGACUACAGAAAAUUCGGGGACAGUGUCAAAGAGUUCCCGUGGCCUGACCAUUACCCUCCUCCUGUAGAACUCCUUUUUAAAGCUUGCAAAGAUAUUCAUCUUUGACUCAGUUUAGAUCCCCAAAACGUAAUUGCAGUUAAUUGUCGCGCAGGGAAGGGCCGGACAGGAACUCUUAUAUGCUGCUACUUAAUUUACUCAGGAAGGAUUUCAGACCCCAACCAAUCUUUGCUGUAUUAUAAAAGAAAGCGAUUUGUGCAAGGUGGAGGGGUUACCCAGCCUUCACAAGUCAGGUAUGUAGGGUAUUUUGCAGAGAUUUUUCAUGGCAGGGUCAAAGGCCCGCUUGUGGUGCAGCUUUCAAGGGUCCAGCUGAGAACUGCGCCUCAUGUGAAUGGAAAUUCGUCAAAGCCUUUUAUUGAUAUUGGGGAUGAUGGUAAAAAUGCUUUAUUUUUUAUAUAAAAAAAUAAUAGGAUUGUUUUGUUUAAGAGGAAUAUGUAUCGAAAUAACCAGUUGGUGUACUCCAGUAGAGAAAGCAAUAGAGAUCGACAGAAAACUUUCCAGGAUUCCUGGGAAGAAUUGCAAUUGCAUGAAAUUGCAGUAGUUGAUAAAGAGCUUCUCUUGCAAGGAGAUAUUCUUUGCAAACUGUCACAUUGAGGUGCUAUUAAGUAUAAGAGAAUUUGUAGGUUUUCCUUCAACACAGGAUUUACAGCUUAUGGUGCUUCUCCAAUUUCAAUUAUAAUUAUAUUAUUUUUUAUAUCCAGUUAUAUUAAGCAUUGCAAAACAAUCAGUGAAAUAAUCAACAGCUGAUUUAUAUACAAAAAUAAAUUAUUUGAUCGCAAGGCAAUAUAUUUUUUUUCAAAAAAAUUAAAAUGCUUAUGGUGGAGUUUCAGUUUUCCCAAAACUGGAAAUUGAUCCCUACAAGUUCAAAAGCAGCAAAAAGGUUUCUGACCAAUUUGCUAUAAAUUUGAUUUUUCAACAGAUCUGCGCAUGCACCUCGAAUAUGGAAAUUGAAGACAGAUGCCAAAUCUGCAAAGCCAAUCUGGAGCUUGAAGAAAUAGAGCGAUGGGAAAGUAUUAAGGGAGUGCUGCUUGAAAGAAUCCAGAUGAAUCCUUCUGUUUUAUUAUUUGGAGACCCAAGUCUAGAUGAUAUUGAUGAAGAGCUAAAUAAGAGUGAAUCAGAGUUAAAUAGAAGUGUAUAG